AUGGCUACUCUUCGCUUCUCGUCGAGGCCAUGGGCAGCUUUCCUCUUUGUUCUGGGAUUGAUUUGCGUCUUACUGUCACCAGCAGUCGCGGUCAAGGAAAACGACUUCAAGAAGUGCGAACAGUCAGGGUUCUGCAAGCGAAAUCGAGCAUACGCCGACAACGUCGCUUCCCAUGGCUCGGCAUGGGCAUCCCCAUACAAGGUCCUUCCCGAGCAGGUCUCAUUCAAGGACGGCAGCCUCAAUGCCAUCGUGCUGAAGGCGAUUGACGACCAAGGCGCGACCGUCGAACUCCCAUUGACGGUAUCCUUCCUCAAGUCUGGUACCGCGCGUGUCACCGUCGACGAGAAGCUUCGACAGCAGAAAAGCAUUGAGCUCCGCCACGGCAGCCAGGCUAGGAAAGAGCGCUAUAAUGAGGCAGAGGGCUGGGCCAUUGUUGGUGGGCUGGACGUAGACUCGGAAGCCACAAUUGCUUCCCAGGGCGAUGCCGGCAUCAAGAUCACAUACGGACCCAAUGCUGCUUUCGAGGCGGACAUUACAUACAGUCCCUUUACUGUCGCUUUCAAGCGUGAUGGCGUUACGCAAGUCAAGCUGAACGACCGGGGCUUCAUGAACAUGGAGCACUGGCGUCCCAAGCUGGAGAAGACCACCAAGCCUGAAGGCGAGGAGUCCGGUGAAGGCAACACCUCUGAGCCUGCCCCCUCCAAUGACGAGAGCACUUGGUGGGACGAGACUUUUGGUGGAAACACCGAUUCGAAACCCCGUGGUCCCGAGAGCGUUGCUCUUGACAUCACCUUCCACGGCUAUGAGCAUGUCUACGGCAUUCCAGAGCACACUGGUCCCAUGUCGCUUCGUGAAACACGUGGCGGCGAGGGCAACUUUGAGGAACCGUACAGACUCUACAACUCUGAUGUGUUCGAGUACAUCCUCAAUAGCCCCAUGACCCUUUAUGGCGCCAUCCCGUUCAUGCAGGCGCAGCGCAAGGACUCAACUGUUGGAGUGUUCUGGCUCAACGCGGCAGAAACCUGGGUCGACAUCACCAAGGCCAAGGAAGCGAAGAACCCUCUUGCGCUCGGCAUUGGAGCGAAGACCAACACGCACACCCACUGGAUCUCUGAGAGCGGUCUGAUGGACAUCUUUGUCUUCCUCGGCCCAAGCCCACGCGAUGUCCUCAAGAGCUACACCGAACUCACCGGCACCACAGCGAUGCCCCAGGAGUUCGCCAUUGGCUACCACCAGUGCCGCUGGAACUACGUCUCCGACGACGAUGUCAAGGAGGUCGACCGCAAGUUUGACAAGUUCAACAUCCCCUACGAUGUCAUCUGGCUUGACAUCGAGUACACCGAUGACAAGAAGUACUUCACAUGGCAGUCCGACAUGUUUAAGGACCCGAUCUCUAUGGGCGAGCAGCUCGAUGCCCACGGCAGGAAGCUCGUAACCAUCAUUGACCCGCACAUCAAGAACGUGGGCGGCUACCACGUGUCGGACGAGCUCAAGUCGAAAGGCCUGGCGGUGAAGAACAAGGAGGGCAAGGACUUUGACGGCUGGUGCUGGCCCGGCUCCUCGCACUGGAUCGACGCCUUCAACCCGGCCGCCAUUGAAUGGUGGACCUCCCUCUUCAAGUAUGCCAGCUUCAAGGGCACUAUGAAGAACACCUUCGUCUGGAAUGACAUGAACGAGCCAUCAGUGUUCAACGGUCCUGAGGUGACAAUGCCCAAGGAUAAUCUGCAUCACGGCGGCUGGGAGCACCGCGACGUGCACAACAUCAAUGGCAUGACCUUCCACAACGCGACGUACACGGCGCUCUUGUCCCGCGAGAAGGGCGAGCUGCGUCGUCCGUUUGUGCUUACACGGUCCUUCUACUCUGGCUCGCAGCGCCUCGGUGCCAUGUGGACAGGCGAUAACCAGGCCAGCUGGGAGCAUCUAGGCGCUGCCGUGCCCAUGAUCCUGGCGCAGGGCAUCUCAGGCUUCCCCUUUGCUGGAGCCGAUGUUGGCGGUUUCUUUGGCAAUCCUGAGCUUGACCUGCAAGCUCGUUGGUUCCAGGCUGGUGCCUUUUACCCAUUCUUCCGCGGACACGCGCACAUUGAUGCCCGGCGCCGCGAGCCUUAUCUGCUUGCAGAACCGCACCGUUCAAUCAUCACCGCUGCUCUGCGUCUACGGUACGCGCUGCUGCCUGCAUGGUACACGGCCUUCUUCCACGCCAAUCAGGAUGGUAGCCCCAUUGUCCGCCCGAUGUACUGGACACACCCUAGCGAGGAGGCUGGUUUCGAUAUCGACGACCAGUUCUUCGUCGGCUCCACAGGUCUUUUAGUCAAGCCCGUCGUCGAGAAGGACAAGACAUCUGCAGAUAUCUUCAUCCCUGAUGACGAGCUUUACUUUGAUUACUUCACCUAUAAGAAGCUGGCCACUCACAAGGGCAAGCAUGUCACCGUUGACGCCCCCCUGGAGUCUAUCCCCGUCCUGAUGCGUGGUGGCCACAUCUUCCCCCGCCGCGACAUCCCUCGACGGUCCUCACAGCUCAUGAAGUUUGACGAUUACACCCUUGUCGUCGUCAUCGGCAAGGACGGCAAAGCUGAGGGCGAGCUGUACGUCGACGAUGGCGACUCUUUCGAUUAUGAGAGCGGCCAGUUCGUGCACAAGACUUUCACGCUCGACGGCUCCACCUUCACCUCAGCCAACGCUGGUGGUCGCGAUGCGAGCAGCGUCAAGAAGGGCAGCUGGCUCAAGCAAUUUGACAACGUGGCUGUCGACAAGAUCAUUUUCGUCAAUGCCCCGUCCAAAUGGUCGAGCAAGAAGGAGGUUGAGAUUGAGAGCGGGGGCAACAAGACCCCAGUCAGUCUAGACUUCCACAAGGCUGAGGGUGGCCGUGCCGCGUUUGCCGUUCUCGGCCGCGUUGGCGCCAAGAUUAGUGCCGACUUUUCAGUCGACUUUUCUUGA
Molecule: messenger RNA, 2934 nt
Organism: Microdochium trichocladiopsis
Lineage: Eukaryota; Fungi; Ascomycota; Sordariomycetes; Xylariales; Microdochiaceae
Product: family 31 glycosyl hydrolase
Exons: 2
Coding region: 1-2934 (977 amino acids)
Biological process (GO): N-glycan processing; carbohydrate metabolic process
Cellular component (GO): glucosidase II complex
Molecular function (GO): carbohydrate binding; alpha-glucosidase activity
Source: RefSeq, a predicted model, not a curated record